AUGAAUACUCCUUUUGAUUUGGUUGGUUCUGUUUCUCCCGGUAGAGAUUCAUGGCGUUUCAAAGUGCGUGUUGUUCGCUUAUGGAGUGUUUCUGCUUUUUUGUACCUUGAUCAGGUUAACUCGAUUGAGAUGGUGCUGAUUGAUGAGAAGGGGGCUAAGAUUCAUGCAACUAUUCGCCGUCAACUACUCUAUUUGUUUGCUUCCAAGGUUGCUGAAGGGAAUGUUUAUAAGAUGUCUUAUUUCAGUGUUAUGCCAGAAUCUGGUUUGUAUCGUACAACCACACAUCCAUACAAACUGAUGUUUGAGAUGAAGACAAAGGUUCAGAUAUCUGAAAGUAGUAAAAUAGAUCUAUAUGGAUUAUCUCCCACCUCUAUUGAUGAAAUUUGUGGCUAUGGACCUGAUCAUGACUUUUUAGUUGAUGUUGUUGCUUUGAUUACUGGUGUUACUGAAGAAAGGGAGUAUGUACGUGAUGGAAAGGUUUGUAAGAUGAUUGUCCUUGAGCUGUCUGAUAAGAGUGGGAAGUGUGGUUGUACAUUGUUUGGUGCUUAUGCUAAUCAGCUUAAAGAUUUGCUUGCCAAGAAUGAUGUUGGAUUGCCAACUGUUGUGGUUCAGUUUGCCAAAAUAAAGAUGUUUGCAGGUAAAGUAUCAGUUCAAAAUGUUAUGAAUGCUACAAAGAUUCAUGUUAAUCCUUCCAUCCCUGAAGUUGUUUCCUUCAAGCAAGCCAUGGUUGUUGAUGGUGCUGAAACUUCUGUUUCCAUAGCUCAUAUUGGUCAUCCUAUUAAGCCAUCUUUUGAAGAAGAGUUUUUGUCCAAGUAUCCUAAGACUUCCAUAGGUCAUUUACUUGAGUUGGCUAAUGAUGGUAUCUAUAUAGUUAGUGCUGUUGUUGUUGGAUUGGUUGAUGGUCAAGAUUGGUGGUAUCCUGCCUGUAAGUGUCAUAAAAGUCUUACUCCUGACUCAGGGAGUUUCUUUUGCAAGAAAUGUGACAAACAUGUAUUUAAAAUGGUUCCAAGGUUCAGGGUUAAACUGAUGGUUGAUGAUGGGACUGCUGAAUGUGUGUUUGUUGUUUUUGAUGGUGAUAUGAAUAUAUUGGUUGGAAAACAUUGUCAAGAAUUGGUUGCUGGAGCCAAGGUUUAG
Trifolium pratense (red clover) is the source of this 1134-nucleotide messenger RNA. RefSeq lists its product as uncharacterized. The record is from RefSeq and is a predicted model, not a curated record. Bases 1 to 1134 code for a protein of 377 amino acids. Gene Ontology annotation, cellular component: nucleus. Lineage: Eukaryota; Viridiplantae; Streptophyta; Magnoliopsida; Fabales; Fabaceae. Gene Ontology annotation, biological process: DNA recombination; DNA repair; DNA replication. The transcript is spliced from 7 exons. Gene Ontology annotation, molecular function: DNA binding.